AUGGAUCGAUCCGCUGCCUCGGUCGACAGCGGCGACGCCGACUCCCAGACACCGCCUGAGACGACAACGACCCGGCCGAACCCAUUCGAGGACGAUGCUGCUUCUGCUCGCAAACGCCGCCGCACAUCUACAUCAGCGUCCAUGUCGCCCGCCCCAGAAGCUUCAUCCGACGAUGAUGUCGAACCCAGCAUUUCUCAUGAUAUAAUUGAGAAGCAUGACACAGAUGUAGCUAUACAAGAAGCUAUUUCGACCCCCGAUGAUCAUACCGACAACGUCCACACGCCCGUGGCCUCGGACUCCUCCGCCUCGCUCGAUCCCUCCAGCCAGCUCACGCUUAGCUUGCGUCGAAUCAUAAACGAUCAGCGUAGCGAGACGGUGCAGACGGGAGACGGAAUCAUAGACUCCAGACCAGACUCGCCAAUUUUGGAGCAAACAUGCACCGCGGACGACGACCGACACAUGAUGGCGCAGCCAGACGACGAAACGUUGUCUUCUGACUUGGAAGAGGUCAUAACCCCGGCUGCAUCUUUCCCCUUCCGACGUCAAAGAGAUGACUUACACGAUCCUGUGAUUCGGCUCACCCAAGAUAUAUCCAACGAGCGCAACAUUGAUAUUUCCCAUCUGCAAAAGCUUUCAACAUGGAUGCAGCAGUCGGCUAUCAGAUUUUUCGAAACCUCGGAAAGAACCAUCAUACUAUUCACGCUCCAAUCGCAGAGAAAAUUCUGGCUUUCAUUCCCCGCAAUCAUGAAUGCCCUAACAACGUCAAGAUCUUGCGUCAAUGGCUCGCAAUCGAUAAUCUCCGCGGUUAAAAACAUUCUGUCGCUUUAUUCGCUGCUUACCGCUGCCCUUGUCAAGUUUGACCAUGGGACUCUUCAGCUAGCACUUACGAGUGAUGCCGAGCCGGAGGAUGAGCUUGCCCUCUUCUCCAUCGAAUGCCUUCAUAUAUGGUAUGCUCUGCUGAAUCCGCGAGAGCGCGAGGCACACGGACAGAUCGAUGGCUCGUCGCUUUGGACACGCAGCGAAAUGUCCAGAAUCCUUCUCCCUCCCUUGAUCACGGCCCAAGGCAACAGCACACAGUGGAUCAGUGCAUUUGCUUGUGAUCUAGCAAUAUUCGCCACUACCCCGAAAUUUCGGCUGCGCGACUUCACUCUUGUCACCUGCGUUCUCAUAGACUGCGUCGCCGCUGACCACGAAAGAAAUGAUGUAACGCUUGCCGAAUCACCUCAGUUCCACGCUGGCAUCCAACAGACUCGAGAAACAUGGCUGGCGCUUUCUUCAGCCUUUUCUGCCAUUAUCGAGAAAAAUAUCUCUAUACUGAGCACCGAGGCGGCAACUCGCCUCGUUUAUGCCCUGGACAACAUGCUCUCUUUCAUUUGCCGGUCGGACAACCAAGCCGACAGAAAUCAGCCCGACGGUGUCGACCAUCUGCUCGAGACGUAUAGAUUGAAGCACCCUGAAGCAGCACCCGAUGUCCUGCAGAAGGCCGCACCUUGGGAAUGGAAGCUCGGGAUUCUGGCCAAGCUCAUUCAAUCAGGGCUGAUGCAACUCCGAGUCAUGGCUGUCAACAUAUUGUGUUCAUGCCUGGCUGAAGUUUGGAGCCAAGAAGAAGACACUGAUGAAGGCCGCCGCUUUCUAUGCCAUCUGGGUCAUAUUGUUGACAGUGAGCUGAUGGGGUACAUCAUUGGCCCGUCUUGUCAUCCCGAAAUUAUUGCCACUAGCGCCCAUGCCGUUGUAUUUUUGAUUGUAUCAAAAGCGAGCAACAAACUCAUCCUCGAUCGACUUUGGCGCUCCAUUGGAUCAAGCCAAGAUCCACGAGUGGCUGACGCUAUCACCCGCGUCACUCUGAAUGCUCUUAAUGUUUUGUAUUAUGACCAACUAGUGCAUCUGUGUGAAAAGUUCAAUGACGUUGAGCUGAAGAACUUUUCUCCCUCGCUUCGAAGUCUUUGGGAAACUUUGAUUGGGGAAAUGGUCCAGAAAGCGCAGCUCGGUAGCCAGCCUCUCACAGUGCAUCCCUUUCUCUCCGUUUUGCGUGUAUUGAGAGAGAUACCGACUUGCGAUAACGGUGCCCAUUACGCGGAUCCUGAACUUCAUGCGGCCGCAAUGCACCGAGCUCGAGACCUGCUUAACUACGAGUUGGAAGCGGAAGUUCGAAGAGAGCUGUACAGAAACUGCGCUAACCAUCUAGCAUCUGAUUCGCAAACCAAGCUUGGAAGCCUCUGGUUUCUUUCUAUAUGCAUGCGACCAGCUAUUGCUAAUGAGCUUCAGUACCUCACUGAAACGCACAACAUUGUUCAACUGGUGGUGGAGGAAUUGGAGUCUGCGGUGGGCGCCGCGUCAGAACCAUCUGUCCUUGUUCUGGCUGGUCAUGCGAAUUCAGCUCGCCGAGACUUGAUCUCGCAAAUUAUUCAUUUCCAGCCAGAAUCAAUCACCGAAGAAUUGGGUACCAGGCUCUGGGAGGGUUUGGUUGGCCCCAAAGCGCUCAACCCCCUCGACAGAAUUGCGGCCUGGCAAACGAUUUCCACGGUCGGCAAUAACAGCGGAUUUCAGAACCCGUUCCUGCAGAUAUGCUUCUCCAGACAUCUCCCUCAUCUGUCCGCCAGCUGGUAUUGUGACGGAAUGCUCAGUUUUGUCAAAGAAAACAUCAUGUUGCGAGUUAAUCACAGCGAUGAUUUCAACCUCGACGAUGACGAGCUUGUCGCCAAGAGCGGCAUAGAAACUUUAUGGCGGAUCAUCCUCUCUGCACAUGAUGAGAGCAUUGCCAAGUCUGCCAUCGUCCUGCUCGCGUCCGGGGUUUAUCUGGACAGCAACGCAAUCACAGCUUGUACAUUGAGCAGGGCCCAGAACAAUCAUCUCAAGCUGGUUCGCCAAUGUUUGAAACUCAUGCGCGAAGCUAGAUGUGCUGUGCAAGCUGCCCCGACAGAAAACGACACCGAUGACGACUCGGUCGUUGUUGUCGAACCUGAGCGCGAGACGUUGCAGAAGAAGCGCGAGCUUUUGCGCACCUUGAGACUUCUGCAGUAUUUCCUGGACGCGUAUCGCGGCAAUACACGCUUUGCUGCUGCUGAUCUGCGGUCCCUGAUACCGAAGUGCGCUUCAGAGAUGAAAGGCGAACCGACUACUCUGCAAUAUCAGGCGUUCGGUGACAACGGUAACAGCGCAAUCAAGUCACUCCAGAUAGGACGAGAAAAUUCACUUGCAUCGCUGCUCGCUGCUCUCAGAGACGAAACUGGCUUCCAGAGUUACAAAGCUUACUACAGGGGCCGACCGUUAAUCCCAACGCAGAUCGAAGCAGGCCAAUCUCUGCAAGCGUUGGGCAUGUGCGAUGGUUUGAUUCUUCUUACCAAGGGAGUUGCCGCCUCUGAGAUGCCUAGCUAUGUGAAACCUGGCUCGUCGCCCGUCGAGAUCGAAAUCCUGUCCCAUUUCUCAGAAUUUUGGCAAUAUCUGAUCAUGGAGGAGAAUAUAGCUGCUGAGGCAUAUCAUUUUCUCUUGCGACUUCCAGCCGAUGGCCAGCUGAUGCAGCGGUUAAGUGCAGAUGAUACCAAGUAUGAGGACCAUUUUGUCCCCGAUCAACCCUACAGACUGCUAUACACUAUUUUUGCCUUGAUGGAAUGUGUCAAGGAGGCGCCAUCUGACCGAACUCUAUGUGAUCACGACUCCCAGAGAGUGACCGAGGCCAAGUCCUACAUUUCCAUGCUGGACAAGGCCUUGCGGCUGCUCUCUCGUGGCUUGGAUGAUGAAAUGAUUACCCAGACCGCAUCUGGCCGGGUCAAAGUGCAAGUCACCUCAGCUUUGAUAGUGCAAUUUCUGCGUCUUUUUGAUGACUCAAUCGCAUUGCGGGAUAGUGCUUCUGCCGAGGAUAUUCCCAGGCCUUCUGCUCGCCGAAUCUUGUCAAUACUCGACAAUGCGACUAGCUCCCAAGAAGAAGAGCUCGUUCAUCUCAGCGCCAAAUGUCUGUCUCUGAUCUUGCGUAUAGGGUCCGUUGAUGAAAAGUUCUGGCAGGCAUUGGCCGGUGACCCGCUGCUUACAGAGCUGAUGCGCCGAAUGUGUGUCUUAUCCAGCCAAAAGCAGUUUAGGCAUUUUUGCGCCUGCCUGAUCGAGGAAACCAUUAAGAAGGAAGCCGAUAUGCCCGAGAAGAAUGGUCGCAUUGCGAAAUACUUCUGGAACUGGGCACUGGAGACGCUGAGCACCAUCCCGGACUUGGGAGAAAACUGCGAGGAACUGAUGAAGUUGAUGUGUUGUCUCGUCCCUAAGAUGCGUCAAAAUUACUCCGAAAGUAUUGACCUUGGAUCCCUAGUGCGGCAGUUGACCGAAUACUUGAUAGCACAUACAUGCACCGAGAAUAUCAACCAGGCUAUCCCGUGCGACGUGGUGGCUGAGGGUCUGAUUGUUCUUUUGCACAGUUGUAUACUGCCGGAUCCAUCUCUUGCUCAGUCUAUUUCGAGCGCUGCAAUCUCGACCUUGAUGAAGAAGCACCUCUUCCCAAAGGAGCAAACUGGCACAAACCAGUCUCUACCAAGGAUCAUCUUGAACCCAGAACUGAGAGGAAAACUCUACGAAUGUAUUUUCAUACAUCUACGCGCUCACCCCAACAGGCUGCUCGAGGCAGUACAGUUUCUGGAAGAAAUGGUUCCCUUCUUUGCUGAUGGCUCUGAACCGUAUAUAUACGAGCUUCCUUUUCAGUUCGAGCAAGAGAAAGCGCUUCGAUCUCCGGCCGGAUAUGUUGGCCUGCAGAAUCUGUCAAACACCUGCUAUCUAAAUUCACUUGUCACGCAAUUGUACAUGAACCCCAAAUUUCGGAAUUACUUGCUAUCAUUUGAUGUGGACGAAACCGAUGAUUCUAAAGCACUCUUGCUUGAAACGCAGCGACUAUUCGUCCACCUACAAGAGAGCAUCAAUCGGGCAGUGGAGCCGGCUGCAUUUGUCGGCGCGAUCAAGACAUACGACCAAGGGCCAAUUGACAUCCACAGCCAGAUGGAUGUAGACGAGUUCUAUAACCUUCUAUUUGAUAGGUGGGAAGCGCAGCUGCCGAAUGGCAUGGCGAGGAAGAAGUUUCGAUCCAUUUAUGGAGGCCAACUCGUGCAACAAAUCAAGUCGAAAGAGUGUGGCCACAUAUCGGAGAGACUGGAACCUUUUUCGGCAAUCCAAUGCGAUAUCAAGGGAAAAUCGACACUCGACGACAGUCUACAAGCAUAUGUAGGCGGAGAGACAAUGGACGGCGAUAACAAGUACAAGUGUUCCUCGUGUGACCGACAUGUCGAUGCUGUGAAAAGGGCUUGUCUGAAAGACAUACCGGACAAUGUCAUUUUUCAUCUGAAGCGGUUCGACUUCAAUCUGCAGACGCUGCAACGGAGCAAGAUUGACGAUUAUUUCGCGUUUCCUCAACAACUAGACCUGCAACCGUACACAAUCGAACACCUCAGCGGAUCAGCACCCGAUGGCAAGCAAGACAUGUUCGAACUGGUUGGCGUACUUGUCCAUACAGGAACAGCCGAAUCUGGCCACUACUACUCCUACGUGCGUGAGCGCCCGCUGAAUCAAGACACGACGCCAAAGUGGGUAGAAUUCAACGACGACAACGUGGGAGUUUGGAAUCCUGCAUCGAUGGAAGCAGCAACCUUUGGCGGCCCAGAACGGCGCUCAAUCUAUGAAGAAAACAGCAUAACCUUCAACAAGAGCUACAGUGCUUAUAUGCUAUUUUAUCAGCGAAUUACGCCGCCGGGAGAAGCCGCCGAGACAGCACCUCCCUCGGAAGUUGGCCAGUGCUCGUACACAGCAAUGGGCGAGGCCCUAAAAGAGCAUAUCCGGAGCGAAAACAUUUUACUCCUGCGACGACAUUGCCUAUUCGAUCCAAAUCAUGCCAAGUUUGUCCAAGCUUGUGUCUACGAGAUCCUCAGACUCGGCUUGGAGCUGGAGGAACAGUUGCUGGACCUAAGCCAGCCAUCCAAAGCCUGCCAGCUGGUCGUUGAAACUGCGCUGAGCUAUUUGGACCAGAUUUUCAGUCGCAACAAAAACUCUUCUUUUGCCGUCCACUUCUGCAACAUGUUGGCUGAAAUGGCCAGACAGCCAGGCUGCGCUUGGCAUGUGCUCAGCUAUUUCCUUGGUCGCCCUGUUGUCCUGCGCUCUCUCUUAAUGCGAAACCCUGACCGAAAUGUACGAGCCGCCGCCGGCCAGCUGUUUGUGAUUUGCUUGGAGCAGCUGUCGAGGAGCUGUCCGCGUUUAUACUACGGUCGGGCCAACACAGCGACGUUGACCAGUGACGAUGAAGACGCAGACAUGGCUGGUGACGAAUCGGAAGAUGAGAGUAUCCUGUCGCAAGCAGUAAGGCUCCUCGAUUACUUGUGGAAGUAUUUUCAGCAUCACAUUAGAGCAUGGGAUGAAUAUUUUACGACGAUUCGCCGGGUGGCUCAGCUCGGAAGAGAAGAGUGCGCGGCGAUCUUGGCGUCUGGGUACUUGGAAAGAUGCAUGAUGAUUGUCAGUGCGAAUCGCGCCAUGGACCUGGAGCCAAACUAUGUGAAGAUGCUGCAGAAUCUGUUCAGGAAGUUCAGCGGACAGCUACCGUCUUACAUGGCAGUCCUGGCUGUCAUCAACUAUCUGAUGGGCCAGCUAGAGCCAGAACUAAGUCUUGAGACGAUUGUGGACGAGGCGGAUGAACGAUUGGGACAUUCGGGCGAAUACUUUGCCUGGACAUCAGCUGAAGUCACCAGGCUAUUGUACCCUCAGGACGAGGAGGACAUGAGCAUGUUUAUGGCGCGCCUAGUGGAGAUUAACCAAGCACCGGAUAUCACCAAGCAAAUCCUGGAGCGGAUAAUGGUCGCAGGCGAGAUACCGACGAGAAAGCUUUUGAAGCUGCUGGAGCAGAUGAUCCGAGGUGAUGCAACGACGGACCCUCUGGAUUCGUAUAUCCGGACCGCGUCAAUCGUGGUCGAUAGCUGCAGUGACGUGGGCGACGCUCAGCACCUGGUUGAACACAUCUGCAAGCAGGCAGCUUGCUUCCAGGGUGGCGAAGGCGAGGCAUUCCUGGUGCUAAUACGGCGGGCGCUCGAUAACAAGCGAGGAAGCGAGGCAGAGCGUGAGCACAUACGACUGACAACGCUGCACACGAUACCGAAAUGGGUGUCGUAUCUGCUCCAGUAUCCAGACGCUCACGUACGAAAUGGAACGGAGCAGGUGGUGGACAUGGCUCUGAACCCACAGGUUGAUGCGGGCCUGACGAGAGCCGAGGCUCGCGCAUUAUCGUCCGAGCUCGGGCUGGCCAUUGGGAUGCGCUGCCUGGAAUUUGUGCAAGAAGCGCACAUCAGGCGCAGAGCGUCGAUCGAUAGACAGCUUGCCGGGGCGCUGGUUCGGAUCCUGUCCAACUGUAGCGUGACGGUGUCGGAAAGCGAAAGCUUGGCAGAUGAUGACAAGGAAAGCUUUAGCGCGCAACAGCAAGAAACACUCGAGAGCAUGACUGCCCUGGUGGUUGAUGGAGCAGAAGAAGACGGAUCGGAAUGGGGCGGAUCCGCACUAUCGUCCGAGGCUAUGGACGAGGAGGCCGAUACAGAGGCGGCGAUGGCUAUGCUAGGGAAUAACGGGCUCCCAUGA
Messenger RNA from Akanthomyces muscarius, 7581 nucleotides. RefSeq lists its product as uncharacterized. Lineage: Eukaryota; Fungi; Ascomycota; Sordariomycetes; Hypocreales; Cordycipitaceae. Gene Ontology annotation, biological process: protein deubiquitination. The coding region runs from base 1 to 7581 and encodes 2526 amino acids. Gene Ontology annotation, molecular function: cysteine-type endopeptidase activity; cysteine-type deubiquitinase activity. The record is from RefSeq and is a predicted model, not a curated record. The transcript is spliced from 12 exons. Gene Ontology annotation, cellular component: nucleus; cytosol.